Sabethes cyaneus is the source of this 4259-nucleotide messenger RNA. RefSeq names its product PAN2-PAN3 deadenylation complex catalytic subunit PAN2 (gene PAN2). Gene Ontology annotation, biological process: nuclear-transcribed mRNA poly(A) tail shortening; mRNA processing. The transcript is spliced from 5 exons. The record is from RefSeq and is a predicted model, not a curated record. NCBI's taxonomy places the organism in Eukaryota, Metazoa, Arthropoda, Insecta, Diptera, Culicidae. The coding region runs from base 115 to 4044 and encodes 1309 amino acids. Gene Ontology annotation, molecular function: poly(A)-specific ribonuclease activity; protein binding; nucleic acid binding. Gene Ontology annotation, cellular component: P-body; PAN complex.
GUUCGCAUUGUAGUGCAAUAAGUGUAAUUCGUUUUUCUACAGAAAAAGUGCGAAAAAUUCCGCAACUGGAACCAAUGUUCGCCAGGGGAAAGCUUUCCUAACCCAUCGGCCAUCAUGGAUUACGUGUACAUGAGCGGUGAUCCAGCCAAUAGGGCAGAGGACAUCAUCACACUUACAAUGUACGACAAUGGUCCUCCAGCGGGGGACUAUUCGGAAAUCAACUAUGGUACCUUCAACAUUGGAUUUGGCGAACCGGAAAUGAUGGAGCACGGUAUGAUACUGGCGGACGGGGGCGAUCGGUUUGGUGUGUCCACCGUCGUGUUCGACACCCGUGAGGAACUGAUUUGGAUGGGCAAUCAAAGUGGUCACGUUACGUCGUACUACGGGGGAGCAAUGCAGAAGUAUACCAGCUUUCAAGUGCACGCAAAUGAGAUGGUCCGACAGAUUCAUACGAUCGAUUCCGGCAUUCUAGCGCUGACCAGUACGAUGCUUAGGCAUCAGAUUCGGCGGGGAAUACCGAAGUUUACGUAUCGGUCGGAGAAAAUGGUGGAUAUGCUGUGUAUGAUCGAGUAUCAACCGGGCCGGAUGUUGAUCGGUGGACAUCAGAGCGAAUUGAUUGAUUUUGAUUUGGCUACGUACAGUGAGGCGGGGUUUAUUCCGGCUGGACAGAAUGGGUGUGCAAUUUUGCGGAGUCACUCCCGAUAUCUGUGCGAAGGGGAUGCGUACGGAAAAAUUACCGUGAGAGAUCCAAAUACGAUGUCCGUUGAACAUGAAUUGAUGACGCACUCCGGGAGCUUAUCGGAUUUCGACGUGCAAGGCAAUUAUUUGAUUUCUUGUGGAUUCAGUGGCCGGCAGGGGAAUUUGGCAAUCGAUCGUUUUUUGAUGGUUUACGAUAUGCGAAUGCUGCGCUUGGUGUCGCCGAUUCAGCUUUUGAUUGAGCCACAACUGCUGAAAUUUCUGCCGUCUCAUUGUUCUAGGCUGGCAGUUGUGUCCCCGCUGGGGCAGCUUCAGCUCGUAGACACGGUUGAGCUGAGCGAGGCUCGAGUUUGUAUGUUCCAGAUCAAUACAACCGGCUCACAGUGUUUGUCGUUCGAUAUCAGCUCAACCAGCCAGGCAAUGGCUUUCGGAGAUCAAUCUGGGCGCAUAAAUUUAAUUACUGCAACUAAAAUUAACACCCCAACGCUUCAGUUCAAUCCUUUCUCUCGUGAAACGGAAUUCGCUGAUACGGUGGAACCGCUACCAAUGGUUCCCAUUACCGAUCAAAACUUCCCUCUGUCGUCAAUUUUACUGCCUCACCUUACAACUGGGACGCGCUGGUUGAGCGACUGGCCAGAGUUCAUGAAUAGAUACGAGUAUCUUAGGCCAAAACCAAUCAAUCCGGAGAUUACAGCCUCCAUGAAGAUGCAAGGUCCCAUUGGCUAUGCACCGAAUCCGAAAACAUCGCUUCGAAAUCAAAUUCCCUACAUUAUGGAGAAAAACUCGGCCCCAAACCAGAGUUCGGCACCGGCAGCGGGCAACGUACCGAAAGGUUCUACCGAGCAGGGUAUGAAACUGGUUCCCCGACGCUACCGUCGCGUUGAGGUCAAAUAUAGCAAACUCGGCUGCCAGGACUUUGACUUCGAACAGUACAAUCAAACCGGAUUCGUUGGCUUGGAGGCAAACCUUCCGAAUGCCUACUGCAACGCAAUGCUUCAGACUCUUUAUUUUAUUAAUCCGUUGAGGAAAGGCAUUUUGUCGCACUGUUGCUCGAAGGAGUUUUGUCUGGCCUGCGAGCUUGGCUUUCUGUUCCACAUGCUGGAUGUUGGAACUUCGAACCAACCCUGCCAGGCUAGCAACUUUCUGCGCUCGUUCCGCACCGUCCCGGAAGCGGCAGCUCUUGGACUAAUCCUAUCUUCGGAUCAGCGGAGCAGUAAUAAUGGCAAUAUAAAUUUGAUAAGUUUAAUUCAGAACUGGAAUCGCUUCAUUCUACAUCAAAUGCACUACGAACUGUUGGAGGCGUCGAAGAAGAACGAAAAUCGCAUCGCACAGGACGCUUCUCUCUCGGCAGCUGCUAGAAGGCUUCAUCUUUCGGCUGCGCCGAGGCCUUUCAUCCCCGGAGCGGACAUGCAUAUGCAACGACCGGAAGAUUACCAGGAGAGUUUGGACAGCGAAGUACAGCAGUACGAUUCUAACAACGAAAAGUUUCAAUUCCUGGUCGCUAGCAGUGAUUACGAUCAUAUGGCUCAUCCGGAUCACUUCCCGGAAUUAGCGGGAGAAACACGUCCGGAGGCAGCCACUGACACCGCUAGCUCGUACAGAAACAAAGACGAAACGGAAAUAAGCCGCCUAUUUGGAACUCAGCAGAAAACCACUCAACGCUGUCUAAAGUGCAACACCGAACGCGUCAAAAAUAACAUCCUGCUGGUGUGCAAUCUACUCUACCCGUCUAGCACAAACAGCAACAACCGUAACAACGUUGACGGAACAUUCGCAUCGAUUCUGAAAAAUUCUCUCUCAGUGGAAAAGACCACCCCGGCGUGGUGUGAAAAGUGCAACAAAUUUACCCCGACCAAUCAGAAGAGUCGUGUCACCGACUUGCCGGAUAUCCUCUCAAUCAACUGCGGCCUAGAAACGGACAAAGAACUUGACUAUCUGAAAAAGCAGAUGAGUAGACCCCUCGCGCAGGUUGCUUCCGCUUCGACGUCCACUGACGGUGGUGACGCACAGAAAAGCAACGCCGGCAACGGAAAGAUGUGCCGCUACGGAACGCACUGCUCCCGGGUGGAUUGUCACUUCUCUCACCCGAGAAAACCUACACCCUCGGUUGGUACGGGAGUGAGCAACCAGGGCCAGCAGAAGUCGUGGUUCCCGCUGAGCUUCCGCAUGACAAUGGACGAGAAGGAGAACCUGGAGAUCGGUUCGCUGAAGAGUGCUUCCAGCUGUUUCGACGGAACAGACUAUCAGGAAAGUUUGAAACAAGACAAACUUUUCCGCAAAUCGAAAAACUACCGUCUGUCGGCUGCCGUUUGCUACAUCAACGACGGUGCCCAGCGCAACCUGGUGGCACUGGUGCACGUACCGAAGAGCUAUCACGAUCUGAAGAAACACGGCACGGCGGCGGCGGCAGCAGCGGCAGCGGCUGCGACUACGCCGGGACCCAGCUAUGCCGACGGCUGUUGGUACAUUUUCAACGACUUCAGCAUUCAGGCGGUUUCGGUCCAGGAAGCGGUUUGGUUCACGCUGGACUGGAAGGUUCCCUGUGUGCUGUACUACACCAGCACCGGGCUGCGCGACGGACAGGGUGACGAUAAGGAAUGCCUGACGCAGUACGUCAACCCCUUCACCAACGAGCUGUUUAUACAACCGAACACCGCAGGUGUUCCGGUUGGCGGAGAUAAGAAUUUCAAACCAUUAGAUCAAAAUGAAAUCUUCCGUUCGGGUGAUUUGGUCGCGAUGGACGCCGAGUUCGUUACGCUGAAUCCGGAGGAGAGUGAGAUUCGCUCCGACGGUAAGAUGUCCACGGUUAAGCCAAGCCACAUGAGUGUCGCUCGGAUCACGUGUAUCCGUGGUCAGGGUGCGGACGAGGGGGUUCCCUUCGUAGACGACUACAUUUCGACGCAGGAACAAGUUGUGGAUUACCUGACGAAGUUCUCCGGCAUCAAACCGGGCGAUCUGGAUGCUAACUUCAGCAGCAAACGGUUGACGACGUUGAAAAAUUCUUACCAGAAACUGCGCUACCUGGUAGAUAGUGGCGUCAUUUUCGUUGGUCAUGGUCUCAAGAAUGAUUUCCGCGUGAUUAACAUCAUCGUUCCACCGGAACAGGUCGUCGAUACGGUUUACCUCUUCCACCUGCCGCACCAUCGGAUGGUUUCGCUACGCUUUCUGGCUUGGCAGUUUCUCGGCAUUAAAAUCCAGUCGGAAACGCACGACUCCGUCGAAGAUGCCCGAACGGCACUGCUGCUGUACAAGCACUAUGUAAAACUGAACGCCAAGGACGAGUUCAGCAUGGCGCUGUCCAAUCUGUACGAGACGGGCAAGAAGCUGCAGUGGAAGGUGCCGGAUUAGGAAUAGGUGGUGAUAUUUUGAGUGUCAGUAUUUCUUUUUGUUUCAUUUGUUUCCGAUGAUUGGUUUCAAAUUUGAUUUUAGUAAGAAUGUGUACUCAUUUUUUAUUUGGUAGAAGUUAUCAUGAUACGUUUAUGUCACUUAUUGCUAAUACAUUUAUAUUAUUUAUUUUGCAGAAAACUGUAUCGAAAGAUCACAAUAAAGAGAGGAUUCAUACA